AUGGCGCCGCAAGAGCCGCUUCUCGCGAGCGAGGUGCAACCCGCAGGCGAUAUGUCUGGAAGGAGACCCUCUGAACCGCUCACGCUCUCGGGCAGCCUUUCGGCAUCCUUCGUGUCGGGGCGAAGCGCAAGCACCCCCAGGCGCAAAGCUGGGAUCUGGAACAUGGCGCGGAGGACGCUGGGGAUCAGUCUCUUACUCGUUACUGUCUUACUUUGGACAGUAUCAAACUUUCUUGCAAGCUAUAUAUUUUCGGACCAUACAUACGACAAACCUUUCUUCCUGGUGUACAUAAACACGUCCAUUUUCGCGAUCUCGAUGAUACCCCUCUCCAUCAAGCACAUAUUACAGAACGGCGGCUUCGCGCAGACUAAGAGCAUCGCGCUGCGGGCAUGGCGGGAAGGAUACAACGGGGCGGAGAGGCUGAAGACCCAGGAGGAAGAGGAGGACUUGACGGCGGGGGAGCGGCUACUAGUGGACGACGAGGGAAGCCUCGAGGCCUUCGACCUCCCGCCGAAACAGGUCAACAAGCUGCCGUUCCGCGACACCGCCAAGCUGAGCCUCGAGUUCUGCAUGAUCUGGUUUCUGGGGAACUACUUCGCGUCGGCGUGUCUGGAGUACACGAGCGUGGGGAGCGUGACGAUCCUGACGUCGACGAGCAGCGUCUGGACGCUGAUUUUUUGUGCCGUCAUGAAGAUCGAGCCCUUCAGCGUGCGCAAGCUGGUCGGGGUGCUGGCGUCGCUCGCGGGCAUCGUCUUGAUCUCGAUGGUGGACCUGUCGGGCGCCGACAACGACGGGGACCGCGGCAACUUCCCGCACAAGAGCCAGGCGCAGAUCGCCAUCGGCGACGCCAUGGCCUUCUUCAGCGCCGUGGUCUACGGGAUCUACGUCGUGGUCAUGAAGGUGCGCGUCGGCAACGAGGAGCGCGUCAACAUGCCCCUAUUCUUCGGGCUCGUGGGCGUCUUCAACCUCGUUCUGCUGUGGCCCCUGUUUCCCAUUCUGCAUUAUACGGGGAUCGAGCCGUUCGAACUGCCGCCGACUGGCAAGAUCUGGUCUAUCAUCCUGCUUAAUUCGAUAUCCUCCUUCAUCUCCGACAUAUCAUGGGCGUACGCCAUGCUGCUGACCACACCACUCGUGGUCACAGUCGGGCUGUCGCUGACCAUCCCACUAUCGCUCAUCGGCGAGAUGAUACAAUACGCGCAGUACUCGAGCUUCGUGUACUGGAUAGGCGCCGGCAUAGUCUUGCUCUCGUUCAUAUUUAUCAACCGCGAAAGUCAGGACGAUGAAGACAGAGCGAAAGUCGGUUCGGAGGGCGGACCUCGCAUAUCGGAGGCGUAG
Anthostomella pinea is the source of this 1335-nucleotide messenger RNA. Lineage: Eukaryota; Fungi; Ascomycota; Sordariomycetes; Xylariales; Xylariaceae. The record is from the annotation of a GenBank genome assembly.